This is a messenger RNA of Rhizopus microsporus ATCC 52813, 957 nucleotides long. Its product is annotated as geranylgeranyl transferase type-2 subunit beta-like protein. Bases 1 to 957 code for a protein of 318 amino acids. The transcript has 2 exons. NCBI's taxonomy places the organism in Eukaryota, Fungi, Mucoromycota, Mucoromycetes, Mucorales, Rhizopodaceae. Gene Ontology annotation, molecular function: Rab geranylgeranyltransferase activity. Gene Ontology annotation, cellular component: Rab-protein geranylgeranyltransferase complex. Gene Ontology annotation, biological process: protein geranylgeranylation. The record is from RefSeq and is a predicted model, not a curated record.
AUGACUUCAACGGACGAAUUACUGAUACCACUUCAUGUGAAAUAUAUCCAGACGUUGAAUGAACGUCAAGAUGAACUUGAAUAUUGGCUUACUGAACAUUUACGAUUGAAUGGCAUUUAUUGGGGUUUGACAGCACUUGACUUGAUGAACCAUAUUGAUGCUUUACCAAGACAAGAAGUAAUUGACUAUGUUGCAAGUCUUCAGCAUCAAACAGGAGGCUUUUGCGCACAUACUGAUCAUGACCCACAUAUGACCUGCACACUCUCUGCUAUCCAAGUAUUAAUCACCCUUGACGCUUUGGAUACUAUUGAUGUGGAAAAAGUGAUAACAUAUAUUCAAUCAUUACAAAACGAAGAUGGAUCCUUCAAAGGCGAUGAAUGGGGAGAAGUCGAUAGUCGAUUUUCAUAUAUUGCACUCAGUUGCUUGUCAUUAUUAAAGCGUCUUGAUGCGAUCAACGUAGAAAAGACAGUAGAAUGGAUAUUGAAGUGUAAAAACUAUGAUGGAGGAUUUGGCAGUCGACCUGGAUCCGAAUCUCAUGCGGGUCAGAUCUUUUGCUGUGUGAGUGCAUUGGCAAUAGCAGACGCGCUUCAUCAUGUGGAUACUGAUCUUUUAAGUUGGUGGUUAUGUGAAAGACAGUUGAAGAAUGGCGGAUUGAAUGGACGACCCCAAAAACUUGAGGAUGUAUGUUAUUCCUGGUGGGUUUUAUCGUCACUCUCUACAUUGGGCAAUGUUCACUGGAUUGACAAGGAUAAACUGAUCAAAUUCAUCUUAUCGGCACAAGACCCUGAGAAAGGAGGAAUAGCCGAUAGAGCAGGAGAUAUGACAGAUGUCUUUCAUACCGUCUUUGGUGUCGCAGGCCUUUCUUUGCUUGGUUAUCCUGGUCUAAAACCAGUGGAUCCUAUUUAUUGUAUGCCAAGAUAUGUCCUGGAAAGAAUAGGACUCAGAGAAAGAAACUAA